Molecule: messenger RNA, 1833 nt
Organism: Kickxella alabastrina
Lineage: Eukaryota; Fungi; Kickxellomycota; Kickxellomycetes; Kickxellales; Kickxellaceae
Product: pyridoxal phosphate-dependent transferase
Exons: 3
Coding region: 363-1721 (452 amino acids)
Biological process (GO): L-aspartate biosynthetic process
Cellular component (GO): cytosol
Molecular function (GO): L-aspartate:2-oxoglutarate transaminase activity; pyridoxal phosphate binding
Source: RefSeq, a predicted model, not a curated record
AAAAACCUAUUAUUUGUGCACCCACGGUCUUGCAUACAUAAAUUCAAGAAUCUGACAUUCUUCACCUUAUAUUCUGAAAAAAGCCCGAGAAAACAAGUCAGUUUAGUUAGUCACGCUGCGUUUGGUUUCUCACACAGCCAUUAUUAUACCUUUUAAUUUUUUGUUUUUUGCUUUGCUACUUGUCGAGCCCUCCCUCCCCUUCCCCUGAUCCCCCCUUUUUGUUUGGCUAUCUUUUUAGAAUUGCCGAGUCACCAAAAAAAUAUUUUUUGCUUCCUUGCCGUGUAGGCUCGCCCCUCUGCCACUUUGUCACUAUCGCAAAGCCACACUCUCUCGCACAGAGCAAGCAAAAUAAAAGUUCUGAUAUGGAAGCCAACAGCAGCGUCGCUGCAUUGAGGCUUCAAGGUAUCUUGACUCAUCUCUCUCCUCCCUCUUCCACAAUACCACCACCACCACUGCCAUUAUCAUUAUCUACACUAAGCAGCCAACAGAUUAACAUCAAUAUGUCCUCCUACUUUGCAAACGUUCCGCAGGCGCCAGCCGACGGGAUCCUCAAGCUCUCUGUGCUCUCGCGUGCCGACACCAAUAGCACCAAGGUUGACCUGGGCGUCGGCGCCUACCGCGACGACAGCGGCAAACCCUGGGUGCUACCGGUGGUGCGCAAGGCCGAGCAGCAGCUGGCGGCGGAUCCGCAGGCUAACCACGAGUACCUGGGUGUCGGCGGCCUGCCUGCGCUGACGCAGGGCGCGCAGAAGCUGAUCUUUGGCGCGGACAGCGAGGCCAUCAAGCAGCAGAGAGUAUACUCGAUCCAGACUAUUUCGGGAACUGGCGCCAAUAUGGUUGCCGCUGUUUUCCUCAAGCAGUUCAAGCAACCUGCAGACGCCGCCGUGUAUAUCUCCAAGCCAACUUGGGGCAACCACCGCAGUAUCUUCGAGACGGCCGGGCACGUUGUGCGCGAGUACCGUUACUGCAACUACACGACGCUCGGGCUGGACAUCCAGGGCAUGCUGGACGACCUUCGGGCGGCUCCCCGAGGCCAGAUCAUCCUCCUCCAUGCGUGCGCGCACAACCCCACGGGCAUCGACCCCACAACCGAGCAAUGGCAGCAGAUUGCCGACGUCAUGCAGGAGCGCAGCCACUUCCCACUCUUCGACUGCGCCUACCAGGGAUUUGCCACUGGAGACGUCACCCGCGACGCCUACGCCAUCCGACUCUUCGUCUCGCGCGGCUUCGAGCUCCUUGUCGCACAGUCAUUUGCCAAGAACAUGGGCCUCUACGGCGAGCGCACCGGCUGCCUGCACGCCGUGACGGCAUUGCCCGAAGUGCUGCCGCAGGUCAGCUCGCAGCUCAACCGUUUGUCGCGCGCCACCAUAUCGACUGCACCCGCGUAUGGCGCUAAGAUUGCCGGCACCGUGCUGCAGGACGCUGAGCUGUACGAGGAGUGGCUUGGAUCGAUGGAGAUGAUGUCCAGGAGGAUCAAGAAGAUGCGCGACCUGCUGAGAGACAAGCUGGUGGCCCUGGGCACCCCUGGCUCGUGGGACCAUGUGUCGCAGCAAAUCGGCAUGUUCUCGUUCACUGGGCUGAGUAAGAAGAAAGUCGACCGGUUGCGCGAAGAGUACCACCUGUAUAUGACCGACGACGGCCGCAUCUCGGUCGCUGGGCUUAACUCGGGCAACAUUGACUACGUGGCCAAGGCCAUUGACGUGGUGGUGCGGUCCGAUUAAAUUGACGUGAUUUUUGAUUUUUUUGAUUUUUUGAUUGCAGAUUAAAUACACAAAUUGCAUAGAAUGUUCUGUGUGGAAAAGGUGGAUUGUUUUGUUUGAAUUGACAAAAAAG